Molecule: messenger RNA, 588 nt
Organism: Juglans regia (Persian walnut)
Lineage: Eukaryota; Viridiplantae; Streptophyta; Magnoliopsida; Fagales; Juglandaceae
Exons: 1
Coding region: 1-588 (195 amino acids)
Source: RefSeq, a predicted model, not a curated record
AUGUACCAAUCGCUUGAGAAAACGGCCUUUCAGUUCGAGCAUUGUUGGCAGCUAUUGAAAGACCAGCCGAAAUGGAAUCAGCGUUGCACAAAGGACGGGACAAAGCGAAGGUCGACGAUGUCCCCUACAUAUUCGCGUACAUCAGCAGUGGCAACUAAUUCAUCCAUUGAUUCAGUGGGAGGUACAGAGGGCGAGAAUCUGGAAACUAAUGAUGUCAUCGAAUUGGAUAGGCCAAUAGGAAGAAAAGCUGAGAAAGGAAAACGUAAGGCCCAAGGCAGAGCCUUAGAAGAGCUUGUGGAGCUCAGCAAGAAAAGGUAUACUCUCCUAGAGGAGUCACGUGCUCAGGAGCAAGAAUUUUUCCGACUCAAGGCGGAGAAGAUGGCAUAUGAACGAGAAAUGGAGGAAAAUAAAAGUAGACAAGAGGAUGAGAGACUGAGGUUGGAGGCGGAGAAACUGGAAAUCACCCAGUUGGAGAGAGAGGAGCGCAUAAUGUUGCUCGAUGUGAGUACGUUAAAUGAAGUUCAGCAAGUAUAUUUCCAGCAACUUCAAAGAGAGAUAUUGGCGCGACGCAAUGCAUCCUCAGAUUAA